UCCACAUGCACCCUCCCCCAGUUUGUUAUUAAUUUCAGAACACAUCUGAAUUCCUUCUCUGUGGCAUAUGCUUAAGUAAAGGAACAGAUAGUUCCUGGUCAGGGUCAAAUUUCAAUUUCUCAUCUGUUGGUAUCAAUACUGUUACCAGAUUCCUCUCUGUAGCCAACUUUUCAGAUCUUCUCUGAGCACAACGUGGUGUUUGAAGAUCCAUAAAGUGCCUCUGGUCAUCAUUCUCUUCACAGAAUCAGUCUGCUCUCUGGGAAAAACAUCUGCUGUACUGAGCUUUGCAUUUGGAACCAACUUUUCCCUGGGACCUGGUUGAAAGCAGUUCUCUGGUGCCAUACUUCCCAGCAUGGAGGUGAAGAACUUUAAGGUUUGGGAUUAUCUCGUAUUUGCAGCCCUCUUUAUUGUUUCUUCUGGAAUCGGAGUGUUCUUUGCUGUCAAGGAGAGAAAGAAGGCAAUGGCAAAGGAGUUCCUGGUGGGGGGAAGACAAAUGACCUUUGGUCCUGUGGCACUGUCUCUGACAGCCAGCUUCAUGUCAGCUGUCACUGUCCUGGGCACCCCUUCCGAUGUCUACCGCUUUGGGGCCUCCUUUGGGCUUUUCGCCAUUGCCUAUACUUUUGUCAUCAUCUUCACAUCAGAGCUCUUUCUGCCUGUGUUCUACCGAUCUGGUAUCACCAGCACUUAUGAGUACUUACAGCUGCGAUUCAACAAACCAGUCCGCUAUGCAGCAACAGUCACCUACAUUGUGCAGACGAUUCUCUACACAGGAGUGGUGGUGUAUGCUCCCGCCCUGGCGCUCAAUCAAGUGACUGGGUUUGAUCUCUGGGGCUCCGUGUUUGCAACAGGAAUUGUUUGCACAUUCUAUUGUACUCUGGGAGGACUGAAAGCAGUGGUGUGGUCAGAUGCAUUUCAGAUGGUUGUCAUGAUUGUGGGCUUCUUAACAGUUCUCAUUCAAGGAUCAGCUCAAGUUGGUGGACUUCACAGUGUGUUAGAGCUAUCAGCAAAUGGAUCUCGACUAAACAUAAUUGACUUUGAUAUAGACCCUCUCAGGCGACACACUUUUUGGACAAUAUCAGUGGGAGGAACUUUUACCUGGCUCGGAGUCUAUGGAGUUAAUCAGUCAACCAUCCAGCGAUGCAUUUCUUGCAAAACAGAAAAGCAUGCUAAGCUAGCCUUGUACUUCAACUUGUUGGGUCUCUGGAUCAUUCUGUUUUGUGCUGUCUUCUCUGGCUUAAUCAUGUACUGCUACUUCAAAGACUGUGACCCUUGGACUUCUGGCAUUGUCUCAGCACCGGACCAGCUGAUGCCAUAUUUUGUCAUGGAGAUAUUUGCCUCAAUGCCUGGACUGCCAGGACUUUUUGUGUCCUGUGCCUUCAGUGGAACUCUGAGCACCGUGGCUGCCAGCAUCAAUGCCUUAGCAACAGUGACCUUUGAGGAUUUUGUCAAGAGCUGUUUUCCCCAUCUCUCCGACAAGCUGAGCACCUGGAUCAGUAAAGGCUUAUGUAUCUUAUUUGGUGUGAUAUGUACCUCCAUGGCUGUGGCUGCAUCCCUCAUGGGGAGCAUCAUACAGGCUGCACUCAGCAUCCACGGCAUGUGUGGGGGGCCGAUGCUGGGCUUGUUCACGCUGGGGAUCGUGUUUCCUUUUGUGAACUGGAAGGGUGCACUAGGAGGCCUUCUGACAGGGAUCAUCUUGGCAUUUUGGGUGGCCACUGGGGCCUUCAUUUAUCCCGCACCAGCCUCCAAGACAUGGCCCUUACCUUUAUCGACAAACCAGUGUGUCCCAUCAAAUGUGACAAAGCUUGUGGCUCCGGUGCUAUCUAGCAGACCUGCAGUCGCUGACGCCUGGUACUCGCUCUCCUACCUGUACUACAGUGCAGUGGGCUGCCUGGGCUGCAUUGCUGUUGGAGUAAUCAUCAGCUUCAUCACAGGUCACCAGAGUGGCAAGGAUAUUCAACCAAUGCUAAUUCGACCCAUUUGCAACUUAUUUUGCUUUUGGUCUAAAAAAUAUAAAACACUGUGCUGGUGUGGAGUUCAGCACGAUGGUGGAACAGAGCAGGAAAACCUUGAGAAUGGCAGUACCCAGAAACAAAGAACUGAAUCUGUCUUACAGAACGGACUCAGAGGAGAAAGCCUGGCCCCUGUCUCAGGUUAUGAUCCCAAGGACAAAAGCUACGACAAUGUGGCCUUUGAGAAGAUUACCCAUUUCUAAGGCAACACGUGCACGCGUGCGCACACACACACACACACACACACACACACAGAUCCACAUAAUCCACAUACUUCUUGCCUUUGGUUAGUUUUGUGUAGUUGCCACUGCUAGAAGACAAGAAUCUCUAUGUCUAUUUAUACUUAUUUAUAUCUACAAAUAAAAUGAGUGUUCCCCAGGAUAGUCUUUGGAAGAUCCAAACUUUGAAGAGAGAACAGUCAAGCCUUAUGUGCCCUGGCAACUUCCUUCUUGAAUAAAUGAAGACUGGAUUUCACCAUAGUACAAGGAAUUAUUCUCUUUGUUUUGCUUCGUGUCAUAUUAAACUUCCUUGUUUUGGUAGUUUUUUAACCAUCAGAUAUUUUGGAGUUUGGAGGCUGACUGAGGAUGGGGAUAAGCAUAUUAAAUGCUUCUCUGUCUUUGCCGAUGAAACAAGGGAACGGCAUCUACCCUACCCCCAUACCUCACAUAAAUGUGGACACAUCCUACAUUCUCCCCAUCCCACAGCUUCAGGUGGAACACACAGCUGCUGUUAAUACCCUCGCCACACAAUUAUUUUUAUGUCCUCUUCCAGUCAUUUCUCCUACUUCAGCCGUCCUAACCAAGCCUUAACAAUAAUUGUGCUGAGUGCAGGAGGAGAGUGGAAUUCCUGGUUAGUGAAAACAAUUAUAACUAAACACUUUUCCCACUUUGGGCAUUCAGUGUUGUAUUUCUUCUCCUUUUUUAUCACCUUACAAUGAAAAUUGCUUCUGUGCUCAAUAA
Molecule: messenger RNA, 2968 nt
Organism: Phyllostomus hastatus (greater spear-nosed bat)
Lineage: Eukaryota; Metazoa; Chordata; Mammalia; Chiroptera; Phyllostomidae
Gene: SLC5A12
Product: solute carrier family 5 member 12
Exons: 15
Coding region: 353-2212 (619 amino acids)
Biological process (GO): transmembrane transport; sodium ion transport
Cellular component (GO): membrane
Molecular function (GO): lactate transmembrane transporter activity; symporter activity
Source: RefSeq, a predicted model, not a curated record